UUCAGUGUUAAACCGGCGCUCGCUCGCGUAAAGUGCAAAAAGCUUCAGCUGCCGCGGCUGCUCUCCGAAUUCCAAAUGCAGAGCUAAAAAGAAAGAAAGAAAAAAAAAACAAUUCAAGUGCAAUUUUAUACAAAAGGCAACAAACUUAUUGCUGUAUGCGUGUUUGAGUCUAAGUUGUGAGUGUGCGUGUGUUUUAAAUUAAAAAUAAUAACAAAUGCUCAUGGCAGCUUUGCUCAAUUGCAUUGCAACAAAUUAAUUAUUUUAACAAAACUUGUGUUUAGUGCACAAAAUUCACAACAAAAUGCCAAACGCCUUGGGAGCAACAACAAAUGGCGAUUGCGACUCCCAAAAGCCAUUCAAAGUCAAGGACGUCACGCGCAACAUUAAAAAAGCCGUGUGUGCCGGCAGUUUGGAGGAGAUACGCUCCAAGGUGGCGGAGAAGUUUGAGAAAUGCGAGCAGGAGCCCACAAUACACUUGGACUCGGAUGGCACUGAGAUCGACGAUGAGGAAUAUUUUCGCACGCUCGAUGAGAACACCGAGCUGGUUGCCGUCUUUCCGGGCGAGCAUUGGAUAGAUCCCACACACUACGUGACCAUAACCACACCCAAUGCCACCAGCAACGGCACUGCCAACAAUGCGGAGCAAGGCGACACCACAGAUGCGAACAAUUCAGAGUCGGCGGCACGCAUACGUCAACUGGUUGGGCAGCUGCAGAACAAUUUAUGCAAUGUGUCUGUUAUGAAUGAUGCGGAUCUCGACUCGCUGUCCAACAUGGAUCCCAACUCGUUGGUCGACAUAACGGGCAAAGAGUUUAUGGAGCAAUUGAAGGAUGCCGGCAGGCCGCUGUGUGCCAAGCGCAAUGCUGAGGAUCGCUUGAAUCUGCUGAAGCUGCUCAAGGCGGGCGCCAUUUUCUGCUCGGAGCGCUAUCCGGAAGACGCAGAGGCCAUUGAUCGCGAGAUUGGGCGUCAGCUAAAUGAAGUAGAGAGCGGUCAGCUGCAGAAAAGCGUCAGCAAUACACGCACCAUCGAAGUGGUGCAGUGCGACAAUCAAAACACCACCAUAACCAUAACUGUGGCCGAGGCCAGCAGCACCACCGCCAGCAGCACCACUUGCAGCCUUGCCGAGUCCGACGCUGAGGGCAAUGAGGCGAAUGCGAAUGGCAAUGGCAACGCUGACAUCUGACUGCCCAUUUUGGGCGGCCUGCAUUAAGCGAGGCGUGGCCGCCAGCGCAGUUUUGCAACAUUGGGUUAACAUGCAACAUGCAACAGCAACAGUUGUUGAAAGUAAACAAAAUCAUAUGCUUCGUAGUCUAUAAGCGCAAUUGAAAGUUAACGAAACGAUACACUUAUCUAGCAUUAAAAAAUAACAAAAACAAAAACUAAAUCUCAACAUAAGCAAACAAGAAUUUAAAGCAAAAACCACAGACGAAUAUAUAACGUAGCAUAAACUUGUAUCAAUCAAAAUACACUGCAAACAAUAUAUAUAUAUAUAUAAUGAAAAUAUCAAAAGCGCACACAAAGCCACGUAUCAUGUUCAUUACUUAAAUAGUAUUUAAGUGCAGCAAGAACAGCAACAAGCAUUUUAAUUGUUAACUUAAGUUUUUAAGCCAACGUACAUAUUUUGACUAGUUAGUCUUGAAAAAAUUUGAAUUUGUUGUUAAAUUUUAACUGCUUCUCGUUUGCGUAAAGAAAACUUCAUCCGCAUUUGCUUUUGAGAAACCAAACUUAGAAUUAUGGUUAAUAAGCUGCAACGCACAAGAAAUAAUUGUUUUUAGACUAAUGAUCAUUAAAAAUGUCAUUUGUUGAAGCCAAUUGAGACUGACUGUAUUUAUGUGUAAUGCAUUAUUUUGAGGGUACGACGAAACUAAUAAAUUAUGUAUAUUUAAAAAAUUUAAAACGAUAAUAAUAGUGAACUCUCAACUGUGAGUGCUACUGGUUUGAAACAAAUUUGCUUCAUCUAAGUCCCCCACACACACACACACACACACACACACACACAUACAUACACGAGUAUUGAAUGUAGCCAUAAAUAAUUGUGCAAAGAAUUUAACACCAAAAUACAAUGUAAUAUUAGUAAGUUUAAACGACAAUUAAACAACACUCAAUACAACUCUGUCUACAACAAUUUGUAAAAGCAAUAAAUGCACAAAUAUUUAUUGCAUAUAGCAAUACAAACAAAAACAAUAUACGAAA
Drosophila busckii is the source of this 2193-nucleotide messenger RNA. RefSeq names its product DNA fragmentation factor subunit alpha (gene Drep1). The record is from RefSeq and is a predicted model, not a curated record. Bases 302 to 1183 code for a protein of 293 amino acids. The transcript has 4 exons. NCBI's taxonomy places the organism in Eukaryota, Metazoa, Arthropoda, Insecta, Diptera, Drosophilidae. Gene Ontology annotation, biological process: regulation of apoptotic process; apoptotic process.